AUGAUUCCACGAAAAGAUGAUGAUACACCUGACCAAAUCAGUAUUGGAAAAAAAGAUCAAGAUAUGGAAUGUCAGGAUGAAAAUGAUGAUCUUCAUGAAAGCCAAGUCAUCGAAAUGCUUCAAAACAUCGAAUCUCAACCAGACAAUUUACAAGUAAUCUUAGAUUUUUAUUCAAAAUAUAAAUACACGUAUGGAUUCCAAGAAAUGUUUCCAUUUUUACAAUUUGUUAUUAUGAAUGCAGAUCGAGUUCCUGAAUAUCGAACAUUAUUUUAUCAAAUUUUUCGUCUUAUUAUAACAGAUAAGGUAGCAGAUCAAUUUAUUCAAACACCAAUAGCUAGUGAGCUAUUUACUGCUUUUCCAAACUUUGGUACACCAUUUAUUUUUCAAUUUUUUGUCAUACACAGCGAAUAUAUUGCUAAUUGUCUAAUCCAAUGGAACGUUGUACAAGCUUUAAAUCAAUUUUUCGACUCUCCUCCAACAUAUGAAAGUAUAAUUGUCGAUGUUUUAUGUUUUAUUGAAGCAAUGACCGAUUACAAAGGUACUGCUUUCGAUAAUAUGUUAUCUUUAUAUAAUAAAUUACGUGAUUUUACAUUUGCUAAUCCACAUUUAGUAAAAUAUACAUUUAAAGCUCUUACAAAUUUCAUGUAUGACCAAAAUUGUGCGCUUAACUUCCUACUUAAUCCAUCGCUUCAGGAAAUGCUUGAGAAAGAAGAUCCUGCAAUGAUAAUUCCUGAAUUAGAAUUAUUAUUAGAUUAUACAUUCGAUGACUCAGAUAAGAAGUACAAUGAGUUGAUCUCAGGUACAGACACUACAUGCGUUAGAUCUAAGGUUGUUAAUUUAAAGGAAGUUCUGAAAAAUCAUCAUUUGUUCCUUUUUGAUUAUUUUUACAGUUUAUUAGAGAAAUAUGUUGAUAAUGAAGAUAUAUUUCAAUCAGUACUUGAAUCAUUGUCUAAUUUAUCAAAUUUGUCCAAUUUUGCGGAAGAAUGCGAAUCAUUAGGUAUAACUAAGUAUUUAAUCGACUCUUUGGAUGGGAAAUAUAGUUUUACAGUCAAGAAAUCAAUGAUAAAGUUCUUGUUGGUCAUUGGAGCGACAUCACAAAAUCAACAAUUUCGAAAUUUAGUUGAAAUGAAUUUCUUGAAUUAUCUUUCAGACUAUUUCGAAGAAAUUCAAUAUUCUCUAUUCGAUGAUUUGAUGUCUUUCUUAUACCACCUUAACUAUAUGCAGGAAAUGUUUGAAGAUGAAGAAUUAUCUGAUUUAAUUCAACAAUUUGUAGAUGAAGUUGUAAUUGAUAAAUUAAAUGAAAUGCUCUUAGAACCUGAGAAAUUAUAUGAAGUUGGUGAUCCAAAUGCUGAAGAAGGACCAUAUUAUAAUAUUCAAGGUUUUCUUGGUAGAUAUGAUUGUGAAUAA
Messenger RNA from Trichomonas vaginalis G3, 1407 nucleotides. RefSeq lists its product as uncharacterized. Bases 1 to 1407 code for a protein of 468 amino acids. The transcript has a single exon. NCBI's taxonomy places the organism in Eukaryota, Parabasalia, Trichomonadida, Trichomonadidae. The record is from RefSeq and is a predicted model, not a curated record.